UAUUCACAUCAGCCCUGUCCAGAAUAAGGUUAGAAUAACCUAAGAUUGGCGACCAAAAGGCACACAGAGGCUAAACCCAGUCCUGUUGCCUAACGCGGUCCCGUUACAGAGAGAGGGAGAGAGAGAGAGAGAGAGAGAGAGUCGACGGUGUGUGCCCCUUAUCAUGCGCACAGGGUCCCUCGCUUCUACACAACGAUGGCGAUUUUGAAGACCGACUCUCCCCUCAGCCGCCGCAUCGUCGGCGCUUUCUUGGACUUCCUCGAUUCCGUUGAACCUGCUCCUGGUGUCGAUCUUGAAGGUCUUGAGGUAGCUAAGGAGUGUUUGUCAGAGGUCUUUAAGAUUGACCCUUCUUCUGUUGGUCAUCGGACAGAUUCUGAUUUGUUGGUUAACCUAUUCAGUUCACGUGAAGCAAGUGAGAAACAGGAACAUAAGUCAGAUCUGAGUAGGGAAACAUUUUCAGCAGUUGGACCAAGUACUUCCUCAGCUGAGAUUGCUUCUGAUCCUAAUCAUUCCGAGGCAUCACAACCUGUGGGCGAGCAUUGGGCAAGGGAAGCUCACACCUCAGGGGUUUCUGAAGAUGAACUUUUUGGGCAAUUUUUUGGUGCACUUGAAAAAAUUCAUUAUUUCAAGCCUACAUCUGAUGGGCAUGACGACCAGGUCCAACUGGAUAAAGCAACACGGUUAUUUCAGAAUGCUGUAAUGGAGAUGCAAAAAUCUGGAUGCCAGACAUUUGAUGAGAAAACCCUGGCUGAGACCUUUAAAUCACAAGGUAACAGGGCCAUGCAGUCAAAGCUAUACCCUCAUGCAAUUGAACUGUAUACUUUUGCUAUUUCACUUUGUGAAGAUAAUGCUGUUUACUAUUGCAACAGGGCAGCUGCUUACACCCAGAAUCAUCAAUAUGCAGAAGCAAUCAGGGACUGUCUUAAAUCCAUAGAAAUAAACCCUACUUAUAGCAAGGCAUACAGUCGGCUAGGAUUUGCUUACUAUGCACAAGGGAACUACAGGGACGCUAUUGACAAAGGUUUUGAAAAAGCCUUGCAGUUUGAUCCGAAUAAUGAUUCUGUGAAAGAGAACAUUCGGGUGGCGGAGCAAAAGUUGAAAGAGGAGCAACGAAGGAGAGAACAUCAUGAGAGCUCAAGUUCAGCAAGUCAUCAAGAAUCAAAUCAACAGGCUGCAGGGAGGUCAUGGAGCCAAGCAAUGCCUCCGCCAUUUACCUCUAUGCCCUUCAAUGCUAAUGGCAUUCCUGUUGAUAUUGCAAGUAUGUUUAGAAACAUAGCUGCAAAUAUGCAUCAGGGACAACAUAAUCAAGAUAGGCAGGAAGGAGAGAUCAAUGCCGAUGGAGUUGAUGAGCCGGAGAUAAGAAUAGGUGGUAACAUAAACGUGAAUUUGGGAGAGCAAAUGCCCGAGGAGCUAACGGGGGCUUUGAGAUCUGUGAUGGAGAUGUUUUCAGGGGCAUCGCCUCCUGCUAAUCGACAAGAUAAUGUCAACGGAAGAUCUGCACCUAGCUAAUUUGUGUUCGAAACUCUGGAAAAAUUCUAUCCACACUAGUCACUAGAUUGAUGCUUUCUUCUGUCCCAAAUUUUCAAGGUGGGAUUGUUUCAUGAUGCUGGUACUAUAUGAAAUGCUAUAAAGAACUGUGUUAACUUCUGCUGUAAAACAAGUAGAAACAUUUUGGUCUUUGUCA
Messenger RNA from Rhododendron vialii, 1684 nucleotides. RefSeq lists its product as uncharacterized. Gene Ontology annotation, biological process: post-translational protein targeting to endoplasmic reticulum membrane. Bases 196 to 1509 code for a protein of 437 amino acids. Lineage: Eukaryota; Viridiplantae; Streptophyta; Magnoliopsida; Ericales; Ericaceae. The transcript is spliced from 10 exons. The record is from RefSeq and is a predicted model, not a curated record. Gene Ontology annotation, molecular function: protein binding; molecular adaptor activity. Gene Ontology annotation, cellular component: membrane; TRC complex.